Molecule: messenger RNA, 1395 nt
Organism: Sphaeroforma arctica JP610
Lineage: Eukaryota; Ichthyosporea; Ichthyophonida
Exons: 9
Coding region: 131-1348 (405 amino acids)
Biological process (GO): DNA catabolic process
Molecular function (GO): nucleic acid binding; endonuclease activity
Source: RefSeq, a predicted model, not a curated record
GUCAAAUGGUGAUGUUUUUUUUGUUUCUUCACCAUUCCACACAUUUGUAUAUCAUCCCUAAACCAGAGUAUCUUUAAGAACAUAUUCAUUUAUGCUGGUAACGCACUAGUAUAACAAAAGAAUUAUCGCAAUGAAACUGUUCGCUGCAUCAGCGAUCGCCUUGACCUUGGUGGGCAGCUCACAGGCAUGGUGGGACGUUGGACAUAAACUUGUCGCCGCAGUGGCUACUUCGCAUAUGAAGAAUGCUCACUCUAUCGAGCAAGUCAAUAAUGUUCUGUCCUACAUGGACACUCUCUACAAUGACGAAGUCACCGAGUGGGAGAUGGGUAAUUACGCCGCCCAGGGCAGUUCUCGCCCGAAACAAGAAAGCACAACGCUCGUUCAGGCUGCCACCUGGGCGGAUGUAGCCAAGAGUUUCUAUAACAUGCAGAUUUUCGGCAUCUGGCACUACGUGAAUAUCAGAUACGACCCCGACAAUCUUAACUGUGACACGAGUGUGGAUGUCGACGCAAAGACACAGAUGUUGCAACUCAGUUCAGAUAUCCCUGACACAUACAAUGGACGCCAAACAGCCCAUUGGUACGCGCACUUCGGCCUCAACUUCUUAGUACAUAUGAUCGGAGAUGUGCAUCAGCCAUACCAUGCCGUGGCACGUUGCAUGAUGUAUGAUGGUGAGGUUGCCAGUGAUUUUGGAGGCAACCGAUGGACCUUCAUCACACCUGCCAAUGAAUCCACUAACCUGCAUUCCUGGUGGGACAGUGGACAAACUCUAUGGGGCAAUGAUUUGCAGGCUGAAAUCGAGGCGAGUGAUCCCGAAUACACAGAAUUUGCCGCCGCUUUGAUCGCGAAGUAUCCGAUUACUAAGCUUGCCGAGAUGGGCUAUGACACGGAUUUGGCGCGAGAGGAAGAUCGCACGCGCAUGGAGGAGUCCAUCGAUAUCUGGUUGAAUGAGAGUUUCAACCUUGGGGUCGAUUCGUACGACGCAGCACCGUUGAACGGAAUGAUGGAGCAGUCAUAUGCCGACGAGGCCCAUCUCAUCGCGGAGUCCCGUGUGGUCAUAGGAGGAAUGCGUCUGGCUGCUGUGUUAGACGGUAUCUUCGCUGAGACCAACUUCCCGGCGUUCGAUAUCAGUUCGACAUCUACUGAAGACGCGGCAUCGGUUAAGAGUGAAGCUGAUGCGGCGGAGAGUGACGGUGGUGGUGUAAGCACUGGAGCGCUAGUUGGUGGAAUCAUAGGUGGAGUUGUCGUAGGUGCCAUUAUCGGUGCUGUGGCCGUUAAGAUGAUUGGUGGAUCGAAGAGUAGUAGUGCCAACGCAAACACCGAAGAGUCCCGUGUAGAACUAAGUUGAGUGAAUUGAAGAAAAAAAUAGGUCGCGCAGUGUUCGAUUGGAAUGCU